This is a messenger RNA of Aspergillus vadensis CBS 113365, 1742 nucleotides long. RefSeq names its product NAD(P)-binding protein. NCBI's taxonomy places the organism in Eukaryota, Fungi, Ascomycota, Eurotiomycetes, Eurotiales, Aspergillaceae. Bases 35 to 1621 code for a protein of 528 amino acids. The record is from RefSeq and is a predicted model, not a curated record. The transcript has 5 exons. Gene Ontology annotation, molecular function: oxidoreductase activity, acting on the CH-OH group of donors, NAD or NADP as acceptor.
ACGCAGAAACAGAACAACUUAGAAAUCAAUCAUCAUGCCGUACCAGCUUGUCAUAUUUGACUUUGACGGCACACUGUUCGACACCUACGAUGCCAUCGAGCACUCCAUCCAAUUGACCUUCCAGCGCCUUCUGCCCUCUCAUCCUCCGCCUUCGUCCAGCGACAUUCGCCCGCUCGUCUCCACCGGCGCGCCUCCCGGGGACACCUUUCGCAGUCUACACCCCGAUCCCACCACCUUCGACGAGUCUCUCUGGAUUCCUACCUAUCGCGAGUUGUAUGCCAUUCAUGGCCAAUCCCGUACAAGUCCCUAUCCCGCCGCUCGCGACGUCCUACAAGCAUUGCACGAUCGGAAUCAACCCAUGGCCAUCAUCAGCAACAAAGCAGCGGUCGCAGUGAAGGCGGCUUUGGAGAAGACCGACCUGCUCCACUUCUUUCCAGAUUCCCUCAUCCUGGGUCAUGGUGUGGCCGGCGUGCAGCGCAAGCCGGAUCCGUCCAGCUUCACAGACGUGCUCUGGCCGAACUGGAAAGCCCUGGGGGCGCCCGAGGAGGUGGAAGCGGAGCGCGUACUGAUGGUUGGAGACACCUUGACGGACAUCCUGUACGCAAGAAACAUCGGAGCCCAGGUGUGUUGGUGUCGAGGAUGUGCUCAAGAUCGUGGAGGGCAGAUCGUGACUGGUGAGACGCCCUGUGGCAUCUCACUCAUGACACAGGACCAUCACAUAGAUUCACAUAGACCUAUUGCUCGUCUCCCAGUUUCCCGAUACUGGAGAUCGAGGCACCUCACGCCUUCGCCUUCCACCGGCAUAUACUGUAUUGACUGCCUCUCCCGACAAGGCGGCCUGGGUUCGAGUAUUGGUAAGAAGCUUCGCCAACAAGGUGCUCGGCUAGCUCUUCUAUAUGCCCCGUUCGAGGCUGCCCGACGCGAUGAGCUGCUAGAGGCGGGCUACGGUGAGUCGCCCGCGCGCGACGAGAUCCGAACGUAUGAAUGCGACAUCACAGACCCCGACGCUGUGGAGUCGGUCUUCACCACCCUGAAGGAGGAUGUUCUUACCCCAUCAUCGACGUCACAGUCGGCUCGGGCCUUCCCCAGUAUCCUCGUCAACACGGCGGGCUAUGUAUCGCUCAGUGAUUUGGAGUUCACCCCGCCGCAAGAGACCCUGAAGCAUCUGCACACCAAUGUCCUGGGCCCCAUGCUGUGCUCGCAGGCCUUUGCACGAUUGUACUUGGCUGCGGCGGAAGUCGCUCAUGCGUCACCUAAUCCGCCGCCUCCCGGUCGCAUCGUCAAUCUGGCCUCCCAAGCCGCACAUGUGGCCCUGCAUCGUCACGGGGCCUAUUGUGCAUCCAAAGCGGCACUCUUGGGGCUCACGCGCAGUAUGGCUUCUGAAUGGGGAGGCCGUGGUAUCACGGCGAACAGCGUGUCUCCGACAGUGGCCUGGACUGCUCUGGGACAGAAGGCCUGGGGGCAGGAUGAUGUGCGGGAGGCUUUCCUGAAGACGAUCCCGACAGGCAAGUUUGCGCAGCCAGAUGAGGUUGCGGAUGCGGUUUUGUUUCUUUGUCAGGACUCAAGUGGAAUGAUCAAUGGAGCGGACAUUCGCGUAGACGGUGGAUUUACUAUCAGGUAAACUGGACCGAGAUUUGACCUUGACCAGUUGGAGGUCCACUAUAUGAUAGAUGUCUGAUGCUACAUCGAGCAUAAGGAACACCAAUCCGGAUAUAGUGGCAAUAAUGAGAACAUUCUUAAAG